Molecule: messenger RNA, 1083 nt
Organism: Prunus persica (peach)
Lineage: Eukaryota; Viridiplantae; Streptophyta; Magnoliopsida; Rosales; Rosaceae
Exons: 4
Coding region: 1-1083 (360 amino acids)
Molecular function (GO): zinc ion binding
Source: RefSeq, a predicted model, not a curated record
AUGGUGUCCUUGAAGGCAACAAUCCAGAGGAAUAUUAACAGUGGAAUAUCAUUGUCUAAGGCUAGGAGGGCAAAGAAUAAAGCUUUGAAAAUCCUAGAAGGUACCAUUACUGCACAAUAUGCUAGACUCUGGGACUAUGCUAGGCCUGUGUUCCAUAGAAUGUACAUUUGCUUGGGUGCCUAUAAGGAGGGAUUCAAGGCUAGAUGCAAACCUCUAAUAGGACUAGAUGGGUGCCAUUUGAAGAGUCCUUAUGGAGGUCAAUUGCUGUCAGCUGUUGGUCUAGAUGCCAGUAAUAUGACAUGGGUUAUUGCUUAUGCUCAAGUGGAAAUGGAAACUAAGGAUUCAUGGAUAUGGUUUUUGCAGCUGCUGGUGAAGGAUAUUGAGUUGGCAAACCAAUAUGGAUUUGCAUUUAUAAGUGAUAAGCAAAAAGGCUUGGUGGAGGCUUUUGAGGAAGUCGUGCCUAAUUGUGAUCACAGAUUUUGUGCAAGACACUUAUCUAAAAACUUUAGUUUGGUAUUCAAGGGAAAAAUAUUGAAGGAUGCAAUGUGGAGGGCUGCAUUUGCAACCACAGUUCCAGAGUUUAGAAGGGCAAUGGAAGUGUUGAGGACAUUAGAUGGUGAAGCUUAUACAUGGCUAACAUCUCCAGAGAGACCACCAAGACAUUGGUCAAGGUCACAUUUCAACACUACUUUGAAGUGUCCAAUACUAUUGAACAAUCCUAUGCCCUUAUCAAAGCUUGAAACCAGCAAAAAACAGGCUGCUGAUUGCAUUGCUAUUAUGUCUGGAGGACCCAAGUUCCAAGUAGAUACUGCAACUAAUGGGCAGUUUAUAGUUGAUUUGGAUGACAGGACCUGCUCAUGCAGGAAUUGGGUUUUAUCUGGUGUCCCAUGUAAGCAUGCAAUGUCAACUAUUAACCAUAAGAGAGGGAAUGGGCCUGACACCUAUAUAGACAAGUGUUACAUGAAGGAGACAUUCCUAAAGGCAUAUGAGAACAUUAUACAACCUGUGAAUGGAAUGGACCUAUGGGAAAGAACAGAUUUCCCUGAAAUCUUACCUCCUAUGUACAAUAGACAACCAAGUUGA